UACAUUUUGCGGUGCUCCUUUUUCACUCACAUGUACAAAAUUAAAAUGUCCGUAAAUAUUGAUAUGGAUAAUUUCGGUCGAAAGAAUAAUUUACGACGCCGAACAUUGAGUACAUUGAAAUCAGCUGUGACCGCUUUGAAACAAAUUGCAAAUUCUGAGCUCGAGGAACUUGGGGAGCAGUUGCCGCGGUACCGACCGGAUUCCAUCGCGGCGUUGCGUCGUGCCACGCGCUUCACGGAGCCGGAACUAAAGCGUCUCUACCGUGGCUUCAAAGCGGAGUGCCCCACAGGCGUCGUGCGGGAGGACACGUUCAAACUUAUCUACUCUCAGUUUUUCCCGCAAGGAGCCAACACGGCGCAGUAUGCUCACUAUGUUUUCAACACUUUAGAUCAAGACAGAAGUGGACUUCUUAGUUUUGAGGAAUUCGUAACCGGCUUGUCAAUAUUAUCCAGAGGUACUUUGGAAGAGAAAUUGCGGUGGACUUUUUCGUUAUACGAUAUUAACGGCGACGGCUAUAUAACUAAGGAAGAGAUGACUGAAAUUGUCACAGCCAUCUAUGACCUCAUGGGCAAGAUUGUAGAACCCAUGAUAGACGACGAUGCGGUCCGAGAGAAAGUUGAACGACUCUUUCAGAAAAUGGACUUAAAUCGCGACGGCGUCCUGACACUCGAUGAAUUCCUCGACUGCUGCCUGCGCGACGAGGAUAUUAUCCGCUCCAUGGGCGUCUUUGACAGCAACUUCUGACGAGGCCCCGACGGCGGGAGACCAGUCUCGCGCCACGCACCAUAACCUAUAAAUUUCUACAAUAUUCGACUUUAGCAAUAAUUAGACGUGUGUAGAUCAGCUUUGAACGGGUUCAAAAGUUCAGCUCACGUAGGCUUGAACCGAUGCUGCAGCUCAAUAACUAAAUUGGCACCUAACAACGCGAGUACUAUGCGAGCCGAGAAGUCGUGAGCUAUUAUGCGAGUACAGAAAGUGACUAUAACUCUAUGCGGGUACAUUUGGGCUAAUCUGCGUGUCGGUUCAAUGAUCUGUUUCAUAAAUCUAUAAUUCAUAGAUCUAAAUGUGAGCUGAUCUGCAGGUCAUAGUUGAGUUACCCAUGACAGCAAUAAUUAUUCUGUGCUUCGUGAAUCUAAAAUCUUCUAAUAGAUAGAUGUAUAAAUAAGUCGCGCUAUCAGCGUGGACAUUAAUUUUAAAUUUUACCCUAAACGUAACCGACAAACUCCGCUGCCACCUAUGAAUAAUUAUGGUAUGGCAAAUAUUAAAACAAAUUAAAUGAAUUAUUGAAAAUAGUGUUGGGGGCUAUAAUAUUACUUUCACGUUUCAAAAUAAUUAAAAUUUAAAUUAAUCAAACGAAAUAAUACUUACGUAUAAACUCAUACAUGUGUAGUUUUAUUGACUCUAGCAUCUCAGUGUUUUGUCUUUUACUAAUCUUUAUCUAAAGACAUUGAUGUGUAGAUGCAGUUAUUUAGCUAAAAUGGUUAGUAUAGCUCCUAGCUAUAAAAUGAAUGUAAUUUACUUCUAUAAAACCAAAUAAUGUUGCCACACAAAAUAUUUUAUACCAUAAAUAUACCUUUUAUUUUAGCA
Messenger RNA from Papilio xuthus (Asian swallowtail), 1587 nucleotides. Its product is annotated as Kv channel-interacting protein 4. The transcript is spliced from 5 exons. Gene Ontology annotation, molecular function: calcium ion binding. The record is from RefSeq and is a predicted model, not a curated record. Bases 31 to 744 code for a protein of 237 amino acids. Lineage: Eukaryota; Metazoa; Arthropoda; Insecta; Lepidoptera; Papilionidae.